Messenger RNA from Ruditapes philippinarum (Manila clam), 2613 nucleotides. Its product is annotated as anoctamin-4-like. Gene Ontology annotation, cellular component: plasma membrane. Gene Ontology annotation, biological process: chloride transmembrane transport. Lineage: Eukaryota; Metazoa; Mollusca; Bivalvia; Venerida; Veneridae. The record is from RefSeq and is a predicted model, not a curated record. Gene Ontology annotation, molecular function: chloride channel activity; protein dimerization activity.
UGUAAAAUCUGCCCACUGGUCAUCUGUUAAGUGGACACAAGGUCAAAUAUCGGCUUGUUAUCGCACCUAUUGACCUCUAUAUGACAGUUGUGUUAACACAUUACACCCUCUGUACACUUGCUUUAGCAUAUUUUUACCUGGUGAAACCCACAUUGUAUCAAUGAAACCAUGCCAUGUGUUAUCAUAAAUAAAUCGUAAAAACAUAGUAUACACUUCAGGUGAUGUUAGAUUUGGUUCACUGGCCAGCAAAUAUUUACAUAUUUACGUUUCUAUAUUUAUAUGGGGAAUAAUAUAAACAAGGAUGUCAUAUGAAGUUGGUCACGGGUCUGAGCCUCUGGCGGAAUGGCCGGCACGCUCACGUACAUCCUACAAACAGAUGACUCAUUUUGACGACCUUGAUAGUCUGUCGUUGCCAUCAGAUGAUGGGCGUGGCUCAGUGUCAGCAGAUCCCAUGGGUGAUCCUUCAGUCCCAAGAGUUAAAAAGAAGGGUAGGAAUUUAUUUUUCACGGAUAAAGAGAGCCGUAUAGACUAUGUUCUGGCGUGGGAAGUACCAACGAAAGAGACCGAACAAUCUCAGAAGGCUAUGAAAGCUCGAGAAAUGUUUGAAGCCAAUCUGAUUGAAGAGGGUCUGAAACUGGAGUAUGAUAAUUCUGAUGAUGAGGUUCAUUUUGUGAAAGUUCACGCCCCUUGGGAGGUCCUUACUCGAUAUGGAGAAAUCCUGAAGAUGAAGUUGAAAAUGAAGAAGAGUUUGGCCACAGAGACUAUAAGAAAGAAGUAUUCAAAAUGGGAGGAGCCAAAUGUUUUCUACAGAGCAGAGCCCCCAGCUUGUGAUAAAAUUUUGAAUCCUGUGAAAGCUGUUAGCACGACCCUGUGGAACUCAAUCUUAUCUGUGACCAAAAUUGCCACAAAACCUUUCCAGCUUGAUGAUACUAUUUUCCCGAAGAUUAAGAAAGAUGCAACACUCACUUUUACAAGAGAUCGGGAAUAUUUGUUUGACAUACCAGAACAGAAGGAGUUAUUCUUCACAAGUCCAGAACGUUCACGGAUCGUUGAUUUCAUUCUGAGAAGAAAACCAUUUGGUGAAGACAAGCAAGAAGCCUAUACUUUCGCUGAAAAUUUCCACGUUCACGAUGUAGGUAUAAAGAAGAUGUUAGCUGAUGGUUACUAUAGUGCUGCCUACCCAUUACAUGAAGGUCACUGGAAAGCAGGAUCGGCUUCAAAUCCUCGAAAAAUCUUGUAUGAGAACUGGGCCUACUGGAGAAAAUUCUUCAAAGUGCAACCUUUGGAGUAUAUAAGGAAUUACUAUGGUUCACAGAUUGGAUUGUAUUUUGCAUGGCUCGGGUUUUAUACAAGAUGGCUGGUUUUUCCUUCCAUACUUGGCUUUAUCAUAUUUAUAUAUGGUGUCGUAUACAUGGAUGAAAGUUACCCUAGCAAAGAGAUAUGUGACGAGUCAUUAAACAUUACGAUGUGUCCGCUCUGUGACUACCAGUGUCCAUACUGGAAACUGAACAGUAGCUGCCAUGAUUCAGAGUACAGUAGAAUGUUUGACAAUAAUGGCACUGUGUUCUUUGCCGUGUUCAUGUCCCUGUGGGGUACUUUAUUCCUGGAGUUUUGGAAAAGAAAACAGGCAGUGAUUCAGUAUAAUUGGGACUUGGUGGACUUUGUCAAAGAAGAGGAACCACCACGCCCAGAGUAUCUUGCCAAGCUUGCCAACUACCCAAGAAUGAAGGAGAAUCCUAUCACAGGCAUGAAAGAACCACAUUUACCUUUCUGGCGACGUAGAUUCCCUAUAUACAUGCUCUCAUACGGUUUUAUGCUGUUCACAAUGUGUAUAGCCAUUGGUGGUGUGGUUGGUGUGAUAGCAUACAGAAUCUCUGUGUUAGCUUCAUUACAAUUGUUGGAAAAAGAUAGUCCCAGGGAUAACUCGACCCUGGGUGAAACAAAACAUGUUAUAACAACAAAUGCUGGAAUAAUCACAACAAUCACUGCAGCCUGUAUCAACUUGUUUAUUAUCAUUAUACUCAACAUAGUAUACUCACGAGUGGCUGUAUGGUUGACAGAUUUCGAGUGUUUAAGGACACAAGGAGAAUAUGAUGACAGUAUCAACAUUAAGUUGUUUGCCCUACAGUUUGUCAACUAUUACUCUUCCAUCAUCUACAUUGCCUUCUUUAAAGGAAGGUUGGUUGGUAGACCUGGAGCUUACAAUGAAGCAUUUGGCGGCAGACAGGAGGAGUGUGGUUCGGCCGGAUGUUUGAUAGAGCUAUGUAUACAGCUGGCAAUCAUUAUGGCAGGAAAACAAAUUAUACAGAAUAACCUUCUCGAGAUAUUCCUUCCGAAAGGUAUCAAGUUUUUAAAGCGGUGCUAUAGGAAACGGAUCCUGAAGGAAACGGCCGAACAAAAAGCGAAGCUGUCGGCCUGGAUGAAAGAUUAUCAGCUGUCAGAACACACAUCACUGUAUCAUGAGUACCUAGAAAUGGUGCUACAGUUUGGAUUUCUGACAAUAUUUGUGGCGGCAUUCCCGCUCGGACCACUCUGCUGUCUACUUAACAACAUGAUAGAGAUCCGCUUUGAUGCUCUGAAGUUUACCACUGAUCUCCGACGACCUCUAGGAGA